Daphnia pulicaria is the source of this 4325-nucleotide messenger RNA. Its product is annotated as toll-like receptor Tollo. Gene Ontology annotation, molecular function: protein binding; transmembrane signaling receptor activity. Lineage: Eukaryota; Metazoa; Arthropoda; Branchiopoda; Diplostraca; Daphniidae. The record is from RefSeq and is a predicted model, not a curated record. Bases 618 to 3776 code for a protein of 1052 amino acids. Gene Ontology annotation, cellular component: membrane. Gene Ontology annotation, biological process: toll-like receptor signaling pathway; inflammatory response; immune response. The transcript is spliced from 6 exons.
GGUGAGAGAAAGAAGCCAAAAAAACAAAAUGCACAUAACUCAGUGUGUCUAGACCUUGAUAGCACACAUGGACACCAGCUGUAGGAUUUCACCAGGCUCAUUGUGCGUGUUCUCUCGUCUGUUCGCUCCAGCGCUUCGUGCAUCAAUAACGUUGAGAACAACAUCAGAGUUUUCUCAUCAUUUCCAAUUGAUUUGCUUUCGCACUCGUGACCUUUAAUUUUGUUUAGGAUCAGUUUCUUUACUUCCUUCCUCGCACAACAGUUUGAAAGUGGCAAACGUCUCCGGUUUUUCCCGAUCGUUCCGGUUCAUUCUCGUUUUCCCCGCCCCUUUUUUUAUUGCCUUGAAAACAAGGGAUUUGUUUUUGUCUGUCUCUCAAUAAAAAGGGAUUUAGACUCUCAAUCUUGAAGGCUGAGCUGAAAAAUUGAGCGUCUGAAAAGUGCGACUUAUUCGGUUGGUUUCACUGAUAAGAGCAAGAAGUUCACUGAAGUCACAGGAAUCCAAGUAACAGCAGCCCAUCAUGUUUCCCCUGCUGUGCUGGACAACUUGCUAGACCGGACAUCUUUUUUUUAUCUCAUGGUGGAUGAACAAAAAGUGCGCGCAAUAGAAUUAUCCGCAUCAUGAAUUUGGUGACGUUUUUCUUCAUCAUAGCCGCCGUUGGAUGCCUAGUCGUGUUCUCUUCGGCGACUCUCUCUCCAACUUGCCAAUGGAACAGAGCAGCCGGGACCGGAAGGAGGGCUGAGAAGGACAAGAAUAGCCUAGACUGCUCUUCGCCGUCCAUCCAAUUACGCUACAAAGGGAAUGAAUUUCAUGAUAUAGAAGCGGGGAGGAUUCCGGCGUGGGUAGGGCCAGACGGAUUAAUGCGAGUUCCAUCGGCUUUGCCUUACUUGACUUCAUCGGAUAUCGCCUCUUCAAGUCCGGAGGCUUUAUCGCAUGGCACUAACAACAGCCCUUACGGUUUUGUUGUCCUGCCCGAAAUCUCCUCCUCCCAGACGGACGACGCUGAGUUUGAAGGGUCAAACGAACAAGAAGAUGAUGAAGAAGAAGAAAGUUCGUUUCGUCGACUGUUAAAGUUAGCUCCUUUAUUGUCAAAAAAGGAAUCACAGACAACUGGCCGUAAUCUCUAUGAAUUCUCCCCGUCUACUGACAGAGAAGAUGUCAGUUUCGCGGAAUUGCUAGUACCUACCGCCACCCAUGCGGAUGGUUCGGAUAUCUUCCAAUUCGAAACCUACGAUCCGUCUAACUCGUAUCCGACGGAAUUUGACGCUUCCGACAUCGAUCUACCGUCCGGCUGUUACAUCGUGCCAGUCGUCCUAGAAGAUGAUCCGCCAGGCUAUCUCAUAUGCAACGACAGUACCAUGACCAAAAUUCCGUCCGACUUGCCACGACAAGUUGCGCUCUCCAUUUUCGAGAUGAAUAAUACGAACGUCGAGACUCUGGCAAGUGGAGACUUUCGACAGCUGGACGUCGUCACUAUAAAAUUUGACAGUAAUGCUCAGCUGGUCACCAUCGAACUUGGCGCUUUUGACGGCGUCACCAGCCUCCACUCUCUUUACAUCGAACACAGUUCGAUCAGCACGCUGAAUUGGCAAGUGUUUGACGGGUUGGACGGGCUGGAAAUGCUCUCGCUAAAAGCUAAUCUGAUCAACUUGACGGAAAUGUUCAAGACUACGCCCGGCGACGAGGAAACGUGUGCCCUGCCUGAUCUUCAUUUCCUUGAUUUAUCAGAGAAUCCUCUGAGAUCUCUCAAUCAGUACGCCUUUUGGCAGCUGCGUGAGUCGCCCAUCAUGGAGCUCAGUCUUAAAUCGUGCGGACUCGCUUUCAUCCAUCAAGAUGCAUUCGAGCCAUUGUCCUCUUUGAAGCACGUCGACUUUUACAACAAUCCCAAAUUGGUGUCCAUCUUCUCGCACGAGAUGAAAGCCCCGAGUUUACCUCCUUCCAUCUUUAAACUGGGUCUUGGCAACAACCGUUUCGUCCAGAAAGUACCGCUGGCGAUGCUGCAGAACAUAUCACGUUCACUGGUGCAGAUUAAUUUGUCAAUCAAUUUUUAUUUCCUCCUCUCCGAAAAUGUGUGGCCUUCCAUUGAGUUUGACAACUUGACAACCCUCAUUCUCGAAUCCUGCAGCAUCUCCGUCGUCAACGAAACAGCUUUCCAGAAUAUGCCUAAACUGAUCUAUCUCUACAUGGGCAAGAAUCAACUGACACAGGUGGCCCCUUACACUUUUCCGCAAUCGCUUCAGCUAUUAAGCGUCCGGCAAAAUCCACAAAUGAGCGGAUUGUUUACCAUGUCCAAAGACAACUUUGCCGGAAUGACGAAUCUGCAGUGGUUGGAUAUGAAUUCAAUGAGUAUCAACUCGAAAAACCUAUCGGCUGAUGCCUUUCAGGGGCUCAACAAUCUCUGGUACUUGCAAAUGCGUAAUUCAGGACUCUCCGAAAUCCCUUCCCGUUUCUUCUCUUCUCUGACGAAACUUGUGGUACUCGAUCUCGGUGAGAACUCCAUCAGCACGCUACCGCCACAAUUCUCUGUCGGCCUCACGAACACCCUCAUGCUUUUCUUGGACCAUUGCUCGUUGGAUUUCCCAGCAGAAAUUGAUUACAAUUACCAGCCAUUUCGCGGGAUGAAAAAUCUGUCCAUGCUCUUCCUGAGUAAAAACAGCAUUAACCAGUUCACCCCCAAUUUGGUGGCUAAUCUUAGCCAACUGUCUGCUUUGCAUUUGAACGGAAAUCAACUCCACACCUGGGAAUUUGGUACAACGGCCUACAUGCCCCACUAUGCUGCCAUCGCCGUCUCCAACAACAAAAUUCAGUUUCUACCUAACCAAACGUACGAGGAAUUCUCCCGGGUAGCAGCCAUCGAUUUGAGCGAUAACGCUCUCAUCUGCAACUGUCAAACUCUUGAUUUGCUACGACUGGCUAAUUCUACCAACACAACCGUUUUAAAUUGGAACAUAGAAGGUGCUUACACCUGCACCGACACAUCUACCGAACCAUUUGUCAUCAAACAGAUCCCACUCAUGUCAGAGGAAGAAUUUGAAUGCAAGAGUGAAAUCAUCCCAUCUACAGUCGAGCCCAAUCCUGACGAGAAUACGGACACGGUCGCUAUUGUGUCGUCGGUCGUGGGUGCCAUGAUAGUUGUUCUAAUUUUCUUGGCAGCUGUCGCAAGUUGUUAUUUUAGACGUAAAAAAGGACAGAGGAAAUGGUUUGAUGCCCGAAACCAACUCACCAUACCAAAUGAUGGCUUGGGGGCGAAAACGGACGACGGCGACAAAGAGUUCGAGUUUGACGCUUUCAUCUCGUUCAACGAACAGGAUCGCUCCUGGGUCUAUACUCAUUUAGUGCCCCAGUUGGAGUCGUCGGACCCCUCAGAUUCAGGAGAUUGUGUAGUCAAGCCGUUUCGCCUGUGCAUCCACGAUCGAGAUUUCACGGUUGGCCAGCGAAUUACGGAGAAUAUUAUCGAGAACAUUGCCAAAAGUCGCAAGGUGAUUAUUGUUCUGUCUCGUGGUUACGUCGAAAGCAAAUGGUGUCAGUUCGAGCUGCAUUUAUCGCAGCACCGUUUGCUCGAGUCAGAGCGACGUGACGCCUUGGUCCUUAUCCUUCUAGAGGAUGUGCCCAAGCAACAGCAGAAUGCCGGACUGAGAUAUUUGAUGAGUACGAGGACUUAUCUGGCCUGGCGGAGUGACCAGGAAGGGCAGAAACUAUUUUGGCUGCGGCUCCGUCAAGUGUUGACGGCACGUAACCGUGAUUCUAACCCCGUAGUCACGCUUUCUGCGAGCACCUGAAUGUGGAGAGGAUUAUUUUGCUUCCCCCUCGUUAUGUCCAUCCUGGUACGACGGACAUUCUGAUACAUAUACGUACGAUACUAAGAUUAACAACAGGUAUAACUACGUAUUUAUACCUUUUUUCAUCGUUAUUCUACUCGUCGAAUUUUCAUCGAAUUCUCGUCGCUAAAAACGUUGUCAAGAGCCAAUUUAUAAGGUGUAUCUUUUGGUAUGCGCAUUAGAUCAAAAUAUAUGUUACGAUUCUUUUAAUGAUUUAACAUUUUUAAGUUCGUGAUAUCACAUGUUGAUUUGAAUACCUAUGGGAUUCAUUUAUUAACUAUUUCACUUCGUUAGUACUUCAUACAUCAGUGGAAAAAUAAGCUGUGCUUUACAGAGAGAUUAGACGAGCCAUACUAUUUAAAAUUCCCGCCAGUGUAAACGCGUACAUCACAUUUUUUACUGUAGUACCUGAUUUGUGAAUGUCGUUAUAAUGCUCAGAUAAGUGUAUACAUUUUAUGCUAAGCUACCAACGUCUAUUGAAUGCGAAUAAAUAAUACUUAUUUCAUUCAA